Huiozyma naganishii CBS 8797 is the source of this 3834-nucleotide messenger RNA. RefSeq names its product translation initiation factor 3 subunit CLU1 (gene CLU1). Gene Ontology annotation, molecular function: protein binding; mRNA binding. The transcript has a single exon. Bases 1 to 3834 code for a protein of 1277 amino acids. Gene Ontology annotation, cellular component: cytoplasm. Lineage: Eukaryota; Fungi; Ascomycota; Saccharomycetes; Saccharomycetales; Saccharomycetaceae. Gene Ontology annotation, biological process: intracellular distribution of mitochondria. The record is from RefSeq and is a predicted model, not a curated record.
AUGUCCUCUCCAGCUUCUGCUAACGAGAACAUCAAGGUUAAUAUUAAAUUGCCAGCUGUGUCUGGCAACCAUUCGAAUAAGAAGGCUGAAAAAAUCACUAUCCAAUUCAACAGGGAGACCAAGAUCCAAACCGUGCUGGAUGUAUUGGCUCUAUCUCCAGAGACGAAGUACCUGACCAACAUCGAUUUGAAACAUAACAAUCGUGUGCUAACCGAUACUGAAACUUUGAGCGGCCUAAUAUCUGAAAAAGACGAUUCUAUCGAGUUCGCCAUUCAAUUGAAACCUUACACUGCAAGGGAAGCUUUGAAGCAUGUGAUUGUAUUGCGUGAUUUUAUCGGAUUUAUCUCCGAGACGGAUGACAGUAUCUCUGAGUUUGCAGCCUCCACAGGUCCUAAAUUCCCAUUCUUGCCACUAACAGAUAUCAGAGAUAAGAAUGUUGAAUCGAAGGAUGACGUCGAGGAAGUAGUCGACAUCAAUAAGGAUGGUAAGAAGGAGGAGGAGAAAAAAAAGAAUAUCUUCCACGUUUCUGACGAAGAAAAGGCUAAAACGGCUAGUCUAGUCCGUGAGAUCACUUCCAAUGUUGGUGACUGCUCUGUGAAAAAAUUGCUUGCCGCGGAGACUAAAUUGAUCACCCCCUGCGUUCGUUCCAUUAGUUUAUCACAGUACAACCCAGUCCCAGCACAUUACAAAUCGAAGGGACAUUUGCUGUACUUACAGAUUGCUACUUUGGAAAAUGAAAACUUCCAAAUUACCGCUGUCCCAUCUGGGUUCUUUAUUAACAAGUGUUCCUCGACAAAGUUUGACCCUGAGAGGAAACCUAGCGACGAGCAUACACAUUUCCACAACGACACCCAUUACAGUCUAUUCAGUCUGCUCGCUGCUCACUCCAAGAAAUUUGUCUCCCAUGUCCAACAAAUGGAAUCAAAAUUGGGGAAAUUGGAGGCUGUCACCUACGUUAAACCACAGACAUCGUUCUUGCACAAACCUUGGUUGAUCUCUAACAACCCUAAUGCAUUGGUUGGCGAUUAUUUCAUGUUGCAAAGCGAAGCCAAUGAUGGAUCCGUCUCCUUUAUCAGAAACUUCAACGAUGAGUUCCAAGCCAUCAAGGAUCUACCCACCGAGACUCUGCCAGCCAAAAUCGAAACGGAAAGGUUGUUGGCGAAAUUGAUCCACGAGUUCUCUGUAGCGGCCACUAAGGAUGCCAUGUCGAUAAUGUACAACAACUUGGUUCCAAUGAACCCUGAUGCCCCUGAGCUGGAGCAGAUUUUCUUAAAGGAUAACAUCUUCUACUCCUUCGUUAACGACGUGACGGGGACUUAUCAAGAUAAAGGCGGUGACGAGGCUGCGAGAAUCGCCGUUAACCAAGACCUUUUGACCAUCUCAAUGUUAAACAAAAACGAGAUCACAGAUGUAAGAUAUUUGUUGACUACUGUUAUUGAUUUGGCUGGUAAAAGAGUGCUUGCCCAAACACCUGUCCCCGGGUUGCUAACAAACAUGGGCGUCGAAAACAUCAAGAAUGACGCUACUGGGGAAAGCGACAUGCGCGACCUGGAAAGUGACAUCGUUAUCAAGUACGGGUUGGAUGAGACAUCUCAAACAGUCGUCAAGGAUGAAGAUUUUGACAACCUGUUAAGUAAAAAAUUCGUUAAGCUUUUCCACUUGAAGAAAGCGGGCGAGAAGGAUGUCUGUUUCUCCUCGCAAUCCAAAGGUAUUAUCGGCUCCGAUAAGAGAAGCUACAUCAUGGACUUAGCCAACACGUACCCCUUGGAUGUCAAAUUUGCCAGAGAAAACUUUGACAACGUCCAGGACAAAUCGGAAAGAUAUCCACACAGACAAACGUUGUUGCGUCCUGAAUUGGUUGAGAAAUGGUGGAUGUCCAAAGUUGACGGCACUGAAAACCUAGAUUAUGAGAAGGCAUUGGAGGAAAAUAAAUUUUCCUACAACAGUGAUGCAUACCAAACAGAGGGUGUAGAGGAUGCCGCUGUCGAUGAAAUGUCCAACUACUUAGUGGGCACUGUUUUGCCAAAUGUUUUGGACGACUAUUUGAAGGAUAACGUCUCGCCACCAUACAGCGGCGAGCAUUUGGUCGAAACUCUGCACAAUAACGGUAUAAAUUUGCGUUAUCUAGGUAAGUUUGCCACUCUGGCUAAGGCGAACUUGAGCGAACAAAUCGCAGAACAUAAGGAAAAACUGAAGCAAAUUGCCAUUUCCAACAAGGAUUAUGAAGACUGGGAAGCGUCAUAUUUGAUAAAGAUUGAAAAGAUGAUCAAAGAAAGACAAGAGGAGAUCAACAAAUACGUCGAGGCAGGCAAGGAUGUGCCAGCAGCUUUGAAGGAAAACUUGAAAUUGGACGAUAAUGAGAUUAGAAAACCAACCAACGAAGAGCCAUUUGUCGUCAACAGGGAUGCGUUGGUGCCCCUAAUCAAGAUCUCUGAGGUUGAGAUGAUUGCACGUGCCACAAAGCAUAUUCUGAGAUACCACUCCAAGCGUAUCCCCGUCGUUGCCGUCACGUCAUUGGUCGCUUACGUUUUCAACCUACUCUUUGGAUUCGAAUACAACGAGACCCCAGCUGUUGAAUUCGUCGACGAGUUUUAUCCAGUUGACCAUUAUGAUUUCUCGAAGUUGACGAGGGAGAGUUUAGUCUCGUCCAUUGUCAAAGAAAUCCGCGUUCGUUUCCGUUAUGAGCUCAGCGAGGACGAUUUGAAGGAACAUUUGAAUAACCGCUACAUGCUAAUGAGAGAAAUUUCGUAUAGGUUUGGUAUCCAAUGGUUAAACAAGGACUACUUUUUCACUUUGGAAGAAUUUGAAACUUACAAGUCUUCCCAAGAUAAAAAGAGUAAGCAGAAGCUGGUUGCUCCUAUCACCACUUUCUCUAAGGAAGAUUUGACGAUCAUUCCACGUAUCAAGACCUCAAAGUACAGUUCUAAGACAAGUGACAAUUUCUGGAACAACGGUACAACGUUGAUCACGGAGGAGAAGCAAUCUGAGGGGUUAACUCUGAUGGCCCAAGGUAUUGCCAUUCUAGAGGAUAUUCAAGGUGGCAUCCAUACUGAUGUUGCUAGAAAAUACACCUCGAUGGCCAGUAUCUACAGUAAGAUGGGAUUCCUUCCUGAAUCCGUCGCGUUCUGCCGUAAAGCUUGUACGAUUUACGAAAGAACCUGUGGUGUCGACUCCUUUGAGAUGUUAAGGUCUCUGUUCAACCUGGCGUUGUUGGAGAUUGCCAACGACAGUCCAUACAACGCAACCUUGAUUUGCCACAGAAUCAUGACUACAUUGAAUGCCUACCAUGUCAACAAGUUCCACCACCCAACUAUCACCACUAUUUACAAUCAACUGGAGCAGAUAGCCCUAGGGUUAGAAAGUCCACAGUUGGCCAUUGAAGUGCUGACCAAGUUGUGUGAAAUUGUUGUGGAAUGGGACGGUAAAGAAGUCAUCUCGUACGCAUACAUUGAGUCUCAUUUGGGUAACUUGUACGCUACUCUCAAGGACUACCGUGCCGCAUUGGAACAUAUCUCUUACGCAAAGGACGUAUUCUUCAAUGAGCUAGGGAGCAACCACACUACGACUGCUUCUUCGAAGCAAUGGGUUAACGGGUUGAGCAACAUGAUCAAGGACCUGCACCAAAAGAAGAUGUUACAAACAGCUCAAAACGAUGUUGCCAGCGGUAAACCUUACCAGAGCAAGAAAAACCAUCACGCCAAGAAGGAGGAAAAGCCAAACCCUGAGCUUGCCGAUAAGUCUGUGGAUGAAUUGUUAAGUUUUAUCGAAGGUGAUGAGGAGAAAGGUUCGAAGAACUCCAAGCCCAAAAACAAGAAGAAGAACUCGAAGAAAUAA